This is a messenger RNA of Lotus japonicus, 1443 nucleotides long. RefSeq names its product F-box protein At3g07870-like. Bases 1 to 1443 code for a protein of 480 amino acids. The transcript has 3 exons. Gene Ontology annotation, molecular function: protein binding. The record is from RefSeq and is a predicted model, not a curated record. Lineage: Eukaryota; Viridiplantae; Streptophyta; Magnoliopsida; Fabales; Fabaceae.
AUGGUGAAGGGGGUUUCUUUUGGUGAUCUUCCAUCACACAUCAUUGGCCACAUUCUGCUAAGACUUCCCAUUAAGUCUAUUUUCAUAUGUAAAUGUGUUUGUAGAAGCUGGAAAACUCUGAUCUCAGACCCACAUUUUGCCAAAUUGCACUUACAGCGUGCACCGGCUGGUUUAUUGAUUCGGGCCAGGGAUCCGGAUCCGAAUCGGGUGUCAAGAAUCCUACACCUUAUGGAGUAUGAGCCUGAAAAUUUUGAAAAUGAUGAUGAUGACCAAUUCUGUUGCUGCGACGACUUUUUUAUCAACCCCGAAUGCAACUCUCACUUGAAGCUUGAGAAUAAUUUCAAGCUUCCUCGUUGUGGUGCCAACCUAGUUUUGGACAAAAGAGAUGAGACUAUGAAAAGGGGUAGACAAAGGCAUUAUAUUUCUAGCAAGCCAGAAGAUGAUAAGUUUGUUGUGCUGAAUUCUUGUAAUGGCUUGCUUUGUUUGUCUGAUGUGCAUCGGGACUAUGUUGUUGUUUGCAACCCAAUUACAGGUGAGUUCAUAAGACUUCCAGAAGCUACUAGAGUUUGUAAGAUUGAUAACGGGCGGCGAGAAAUAUACUGUGGUUUUGGUCUCCAACCCAAAACUAACGAAUAUAAGGUGGUAAGAAUAUCGAAGAGAUAUUGGGGCAGCUAUCCGGAGAUUAAGAGAUCUAUGGCUGUCGAAGUGCACACACUAGGGGCAUCAUCAUGGAAGAAUGUUGACGUUGAUCCUAGUGUUUUUGAAUGGUUUGCAUAUCAUUGGUGCACUGCUACAUGUCUUGGAUUUCCUACUUACGUGAGUGGGGUGCUUCAUUGGAUUGGUUUUUAUGAUCACCAUGCAAUAUUCUGUUUUGACUUUGAAAGCGAGAGAUUUCAAUCCUUCCCUUCUCCUCCUCAUUUAUUUAAAAAGUAUGAUCCAACGCAUAUCACCAUGGGAGAAUUAAAAGGCUCUCUUUACAUAUGUGAUUCAUCUUCUUCUUCUUCUGUGGAUAUUCCUGUCAAAAUGUGGAUUAUGAAGAAAUAUGGUUUUGGAGAAUCAUGGACUAAGGUUUUUAGCAUUGAUACUAUGAGCAGAGAUCGUUGGCCUUAUGGUGGUUUAUAUUGGCCUGUAAAACACUUUAAGAACGGUGCUGCUAUAUUGAUGUAUCAUUCCAGCAAUUGCUUUAUCUACUAUGAACCUGAAAAGUAUGGAUUCAAAAUUUUUAAAGUUCGUGGGACUAAAUCAACAUUUGAGGUUAUUCCUCAUAUUCCUAAUCUCACCUCAUUGAAGGAUGCUGUGAAAGGAGACGAUAUCGAGGUGCUGAAUGUCCACUCAAGUUCUGCAGAGUUUAAAUUGGUUGAAGAAAAUGCAGUUCUUUUCUUGGCUAAAGUGAAUGUUGAAGUGGCAAAUGUGUACUCCAUAUCAUCUGAUGAUGAAGAAUAG